This is a messenger RNA of Fusarium oxysporum Fo47, 1893 nucleotides long. Its product is annotated as XPC-binding domain-containing protein. The coding region runs from base 251 to 1423 and encodes 390 amino acids. Gene Ontology annotation, cellular component: cytosol; nucleoplasm. NCBI's taxonomy places the organism in Eukaryota, Fungi, Ascomycota, Sordariomycetes, Hypocreales, Nectriaceae. The record is from RefSeq and is a predicted model, not a curated record. Gene Ontology annotation, biological process: proteasome-mediated ubiquitin-dependent protein catabolic process; nucleotide-excision repair. Gene Ontology annotation, molecular function: proteasome binding; polyubiquitin modification-dependent protein binding; ubiquitin binding. The transcript has 7 exons.
GUCAACUUCGUCCAGGCUGUAAACUACUAAGCUUUCCUCCAACACACUUCUAUAUCUACGUCGACGAUUUUAUUUUCUUCCACCCGACCUCUCUCCCACAUAAUCUCCCCCUCGUCAACAAAUCUUCGAUCUUGACGCAUCGACUCGACUCUACUACCGCGCCUGUACCGAACGAGACGACUCUAUCUAAUCCCAGGUCGCACUUUGCCUCCCACCUCCCCACCUCAGAGUGACAGAGUCUUCGCCCAUCAUGAAGGUCACCUUCAAGGAUCUCAAGCAACAAAAGUUUACCCUCGACGUCGAGCCUUCUGAGCUGAUUUCUGCCGUCAAAGAAAAGAUCUCAGCUGAGAAAGGAUGGGAACCCAAGCUGCAGAAGCUGAUCUACUCUGGCAAGAUUCUGAAGGAUGAAGAGACUGUUGGCUCCUACAACAUUGAGGAGAAGGGUUUUGUGGUCUGUAUGGUGAACAAGCCUAAGCCCAAGCCCGAACCCAAGGCGGCCGAAUCCAGUGCUCCUCCUGCCACACCCGCCCAGGCUGUUGCCAACACACCUGCAGCCCCUGCGGCCCCUGCGCAUUCUUCAUCUCAUCAGACUGCUGUCCCCGCGACACCUACUCCUCAGCGCUCUGUGGAUGCUGGAACUGGUGCUCAAGCUGAGGAGCCUUCUGGCCUUGCUAUGGGAUCCCAGCGCACCGAGGCGAUCGCAAACAUGGAGGCCAUGGGCUUUGAAAGAAGCCAGAUCGAAGCGGCCAUGCGCGCUGCCUUCAACAACCCUGACCGUGCUGUCGAGUAUCUUCUUAAUGGCAUUCCCGACAAUAUCCGACAAGAGCAGCAGCAGCGUGAGGCGGCUCCCGCGGCUCCUGCUUCACAACCAGCUCAACCCGCCGCUUCCGCCCAAGGUGCCUCUGAUGAGGGUGGCGUGAAUUUGUUCGAUCUUGCUGCUCAACGUGGAGGUUCUGGUGGCCGAGGAGGAAAUGGAGGGAACCAGGCGGCGGCAGCCGCAGCUGCAGCUGCAGCUGCUGGACAAGGUGGCGAUUUGGGUAACCUCGACUUUCUGCGACACAAUGCUCAAUUCCAGCAACUCCGCCAGGUUGUUCAGCAACAACCGCAGAUGCUCGAGCCAAUCCUUCAGCAGCUUGGAGCCGGCAAUCCUCAAUUGGCCGAGUUGAUUGCUACAAAUCCAGACCAAUUUCUCCAGCUCCUCGGUGAAUAUGCCGAUGACGACACUCCCCUACCCCCUGGGGCUCAGGCCAUUUCGGUCACUGAGGAGGAACGAGAUGCUAUCGAGAGGUUGUGCCGCCUAGGAUUCGAUAGAGAUCAGGCCAUUCAGGCUUAUUUUGCCUGCGACAAGAACGAAGAACUAGCUGCUAACUUCCUCUUUGACCAACCGGAGGAUGACGAGCCUGCCCCCAACAACAACAACUAAGGGCAGAUGAGCUGUGCAGAACAAUACGCAUUACGAUUAUGAACCGAAGGAAAGGGCACAAAACCAGGCAUUCUUUGUGGAAUCACCAUCUGGCGACGGCGACGGACCAGGAAUAGGACAACAGAAGAGGAUCAUGAAAAGAAUGCAGCCAUUGGUCCCAGCUAAUAGAGCAGGCAUAAAUGGUGGUUUUGAUCUUAGAAAGCUCCCAUUCUAUGUUUGCAUUGUGAUAAUGAACACCUGGUGUAAGGUGGGUAGGUAACUGAGGAUUCUUCAGCUACUUCUGUCCUUACCUUAUCGUGUUAUAGUGACUACCUAUGAAGCUGCCUUAAUUGAGUAGUACGAUGGGAUGUCAAAAUCAGAGAGAAUACGAAUAAUGCUGAAUCUCACUGCUGUUUAUAGGAUAUCAAAUUCAAGCUUCAUAGUCUAAACACUAGAAGAAUUCGAGCCUCUGCAUCAGGAGGGAGGGAGGG